Molecule: messenger RNA, 2880 nt
Organism: Diospyros lotus (date-plum)
Lineage: Eukaryota; Viridiplantae; Streptophyta; Magnoliopsida; Ericales; Ebenaceae
Product: elongator complex protein 2
Exons: 10
Coding region: 215-2725 (836 amino acids)
Biological process (GO): tRNA wobble uridine modification
Cellular component (GO): elongator holoenzyme complex
Molecular function (GO): protein binding
Source: RefSeq, a predicted model, not a curated record
AGGGAUCGUGUUCGGGUCUGGGCAUGGUCCGUUUACAGGCCUCCAGCAAGUAACGGGCCGUGGCCCGUCGCCACCACUAUCUAGCAUCUUGCGCUUACCAGCUUCGUCCUGUUCUGCCGCUUCCUCGCCUGAAACCUCUUCUAAACCACCGUUCCAACUUCGAACAGCUUAACCAUCCAUUCAACACUUGUUCACUUUUAUACACACACACGGGAUGUCCAACGGCGGCCCAGAGGUGGGGAGGGUUUUCAUCGGAGCAGGGUGCAACCGAAUAGUGAACAACGUCUCGUGGGGGGCUUGCGGUUUAGUCGCCUUCGGUGCCCAAAACGCCGUUGCCAUCUUCUGCCCCGAGACUGCGCAAAUUCUUACCACGAUUCCGGGUCACAAGGCCUCCGUGACUUGCACCUAUUGGCUUCCAUCUGCUAAGUUCGCAUUUAAGGCAAAACACUUGGAGCGGCAUUUCUUACUCUCUGGUGAUGCUGAGGGUGUCAUUAUUUUGUGGGAGUUAUCUCUUCUAGACAAACAGUGGAGGUAUGUGUUACAAGUACCGCAAUCACACAAGAAGGGUGUCACAUGCAUUGCUGGAUUUAUGAUUUCUGAAACUGAUGCAGUGUUUGCGUCUACUUCUUCCGACAGUUCAGUUUAUGUAUGGGAAUUGGCCCUUCCAUCUUCAUCUGGCGGUGACUGCAAUUUGUCAUGUCUAGACACCCUUUCUGUUGGUCCAAAGCCUAUGGUUACACUUUCUAUAGCAGAAUUGCCUGGAACUACUGGGCAUUUUCUCCUAGCAAUGGGGGGUUUGGAUAACAAGAUCCAUCUUUUUUGUGGUGAGAGGACAGGAAAAUUUGUUCGCGCUUGUGAGUUAAAAGGGCAUAAUGAUUGGAUAAGAAGUUUGGAUUUCUCAUUACCUGUAUGCACAAAUGGUGAAAUGAGUAAUCUUUUGUUAGUAAGUUCAUCUCAAGACAGAAGCAUACGCAUCUGGAAGAUAACUCCACACAAUUCUCUUGCUAAUUCUAGAAGGAGAGAAGAUAUAAGCUUGACUUCUUAUAUCGAAGGUCCUAUAUUUGUUGUGGGUUCAUUUUCCUACCAGAUAUCAUUAGAGUCUCUCCUCAUUGGACAUGAGGAUUGGGUGUACUCGGUGGAAUGGCAACCUCCUUUAGUUUCAGCCGAAGGAGUUGAGUGUCAUCAACGGCAAAGCAUUUUAUCUGCAUCCAUGGACAAGACAAUGAUGAUCUGGCAACCAGAGAGAACCACUGGUAUCUGGAUGAAUGUGGUUACAGUUGGAGAGUUAAGUCAUUGUGCUUUAGGGUUUUAUGGUGGACACUGGAGCUCAAGUGGAGAUGCUAUUCUAGCUCAUGGUUAUGGUGGAUCUUUCCAUCUCUGGAGAAAUGUUGGUGUUGAUGCAGACAAUUGGCAGCCACAAAAAGUUCCGUCUGGGCACAUUGCAGCAGUGGCAGAUAUUGCAUGGGCCAAGUCUGGUGAAUAUUUGCUUUCAGUCAGUCAUGAUCAGACUACAAGGAUAUUUGCUCCAUGGCUUAGUGAACCUCAUUUGGAAACUCUGGACACUUGGCAUGAAAUUGCUCGCCCUCAAGUUCAUGGGCAUGAUAUCAACUGUGUGGCAAUCAUUCAAGGAAAGGGUAACCACCGUUUUGUUAGUGGGGCUGAGGAGAAAGUUGCAAGAGUAUUUGAAGCACCUCUAUCUUUUUUAAAGACAUUGAAUCAUGCUGCUUUACACAAAUCUACAUUUCCUGAAGACAUGCAAGCUGAUGUUCAGAUUUUAGGUGCAAAUAUGUCUGCUCUUGGGCUGUCACAGAAACCUAUUUAUGUUCAAGCUGCACAUGAGCCUACAGUGAGAAAUAGUAAUGAAGGUGUUGAUACCCUCGAAACUAUACCAGAUGCAGUUCCUGUUGAAUUAACUGAACCUCCCAUUGAAGAACAACUGGCAUGGCAUACAUUAUGGCCUGAGUCACACAAGCUUUACGGUCAUGGGAAUGAGCUGUUUUCACUAUGUUGUGAUCAUAAAGGGGAGCUUGUUGCUUCAUCAUGUAAGGCCCAAUCUGUUUCGGUUGCAGAAAUAUGGCUAUGGCAAGUGGGUUCGUGGAAGGCAAUUGGUCGCUUGCAGUCUCAUAGUUUAACAGUGACACAAAUGGAAUUCUCUCAUGAUGACAAUUUUCUUUUGGCAGUGUCAAGGGAUCGCCACUUCUCUGUUUUCUCCAUCAAACAAACAGGUGCCGACAAAAUCAGUUACCAGCUUCUAGCACGGCAGGAGGCCCACAAAAGAAUAAUAUGGGCAUGUUCCUGGAACCCAUUUGGACAUGAAUUUGCCACCUGUUCAAGGGACAAGACUGUGAAGAUCUGGGCCGUGGAGAAGAGCUCUUCGGUAAAACAGCUCAUGACUCUGCCGCAGUUCCACAAUAGCGUCACAGCCAUAUCCUGGCUCGGCCUUGAUCUUUCGAGCAACGCUGGAUGUCUUGCAGUUGGACUGGAAAAUGGACUCAUUGAAUUGUGGAGUCUUUCUGUUGUCCGAACAGAAGACGGCAGCCUAGCGGCGACGGGGCCUUCAACCGCCGCUCUUCUCGUCCGGUUGGAUCCAUUCAUGUGCCAUGUUUCAACAGUUCACCGGCUAGCUUGGAGAAACCGGGUGCAGAGCACAGCCUCUGGGAGCAUGCAGCUUGCUUCUUGUGGAGCUGACAACUCUGUGAGAGUGUUUGAGGUGAGAUUUGAUUAGAUUAUCAGUGGAGACCCUAAUUAUGUACUUGUAAUCAGUUGAAUGAGAAAUUUCUAUGCCCCUUUCGACCGGGCUUGAGUUGAUCGAAUUCGAGUAAUUUUGUCGCCAUGUUAAACAGUUGAGUUACCCACGGCCAAGUAUUAUAUUUCUUCCUA